Molecule: messenger RNA, 6075 nt
Organism: Trichophyton benhamiae CBS 112371
Lineage: Eukaryota; Fungi; Ascomycota; Eurotiomycetes; Onygenales; Arthrodermataceae
Exons: 3
Coding region: 1-6075 (2024 amino acids)
Biological process (GO): long-chain fatty acid biosynthetic process
Cellular component (GO): fatty acid synthase complex
Molecular function (GO): fatty acid synthase activity; [acyl-carrier-protein] S-acetyltransferase activity; [acyl-carrier-protein] S-malonyltransferase activity
Source: RefSeq, a predicted model, not a curated record
AUGGCCGUACGUGGUCGGGAUCUCCAGGAGGUCUUUUCAAAGCAGGACACCGCAAAGUACUCAUCAGCACUCGAUCUAUGUUUGGCUUUCUUGGAAUACACCAUGGACCAUUCGAACGAGGAUUCCAACAGCCACCACGUUGAUAUGGUCAUCUUGACAAAAGGGCUCAGAAAUAUCCAGGAAAAUAUAUUGGGCAAUGAGAACAUCAACACUGCCUUGGCAUCCAUGAACUUCGAUAUUGGCAUUAGAGCCUCCAUUCUGAGAUCUUAUUUUCGCCUCUGUGCCUUCACAAAGUGCAAACCCUCGCCCGGGAAUAGCAAACUCAUAAUGGACGUCCAGACAGGGAAUGCAAAAGUGCUUGCGCUUUUCGGUGGGCAAGGUUUCGAUACCUAUUUCAAUGAGCUACUCGAAACCUACCAGAUACAUCAGCACCACAUUCAAGCGCUUGUGCACUGCAUGGCUACCACUCUGAAAAGCCUUUCCACUGAAGAUGGAGUCAAGGACGCUUAUUCACAGGGGUUCGACGUUGAGGAGUGGUUGACCACGGAAACCUCUCGCCCUGAUUGGAAUUACCUAACUAGCGCUGGUGUCAGCCUUCCCCUGAUUGGGCUUUCUCAGUUUGCCGCCUACGCCGUGGCCUGCAUAAAUCUUCAACUCUCGCCAGGCGAGCUACGAAGCAGCUUCUCAGGAGCAAUUGGGCAUUCUCAGGGUAUCAUUGUCGCAUCAUAUAUCGCAGCGGCAGACUCAUGGGACUCGCUUUACACCGUAGCUCAGCAGGGGGUGGAGGUACUGUUCUGGAUCGGGUGUAGAUGCCAGCAAAUUAACCUACACCCAAUAACACAUAGGGAACAGCUAUCAUCAUAUAUGCUAAGUGUCAAGGGGCUUUCUCGUGAUAUGCUGCAAGGUGAUAUUGACCAGCUGAACCACUAUCUGCAACAGUCGGGCGCGCUCCAUAUUGGCUUGAUGAACGGACCACAGCAAUUUGUCGUUGUCGGUUCCCCACUAUCCUUAAAAGGGCUACAAAAGAAAAUCCAACUGAGAGAUAUCAGGACCUCCAAACCCAUCAAUCAAUCACGAGUCUUGUUUAGUCAACGUCCACCAGUGAUUAGUGCUUCCUUUUUGCCCAUCACGGCACCGUUUCAUUCUCCAUAUCUCGAGGAGGCGCAAAAGAGGAUACUUAAAGAUCUUAUUUCGCAUUCGUUGAAAGGAUGUACCCUCGCCUUCCCUGUAUUUGAUACAGAGACAGGGAAUAACCUACAACACUGUGACAACAUUAUUCCCCAGCUGGUCCAAAUGGUAUGUACCAAACGCGUACAGUGGGAGAGAGUUUUGAAUAUGGCCCUGACAGGAGUUACUCAUGUACUGGAUUUCGGUCCCGGAGGGAGCGCAGGGAUUGGGAGACUAAUCCAUCAGCAGAGGGAUGGCACAGGGUUGAGAACAAUAAUCGUGGGAGCAGACUGUGACGCUAGCUCGUUUUUCGGCGGCAUGGGUGAAUUAUAUGGUCGAUACUAUCCCGUUAAGUAUAGCGCUAUUUGGGGUGACGUAUAUGCUCCUCGCCUGAUCCGUACAUCAUCCGAUGGCGCAGAGCUAGUGAGUACAAAGUUCAGCCGGUUCUUUGGCUCCCCACCUGUGAUGGUAGCAGCCAUGACCCCAACGACAACAGCACCGGACUUUGUGGCAGCGAUAAUGAAUGCCGGGUAUCAUGCCGAACUAGCUUGCGGGGGUUUCUCAGAGCCUGAUAGUAUGCGCAAUGGGAUACUCUCCCUUUCUGCCAGAAUUUCACCUGGCCGUGAAAUUACGUGCAAUGUUAUUUAUGCCAAUCCGAGGGCAAUGGCAUGGCAGAUCCCACUGCUGCAAGAACUGCGCAGAGACGGCGUUCCCAUCACUGGAUUAACCAUCGGAGCAGGCGUCCCUUCUGAAGACACGGUUCGAGGCUAUAUUACUGAUAUGUCUCUGACACAUAUUGGUUUUAAGCCAGGCUCAAAGCAAUCUAUUGACGCUGUUCUGGGAAUUGCACGGGCUAAUCCAGGCUGUUCCAUUCUUCUACAGUGGACUGGAGGGCGAGGUGGGGGCCAUCACUCAUUCGAAGAUUUCCAUGAGCCCAUUCUUGCUAGGUAUAGUCAGAUUCGAGAGCACUCAAAUAUCAUUUUGAUUGCAGGUAGUGGCUUUGGAGAUGGUGAUGAAUCAUAUCCAUAUCUUUCCGGGGAAUGGUCAAAAAGAUACGGCUAUCCCCCCAUGCCGUUUGAUGGUAUCUUGCUUGGGAGUCGCGUGAUGGCUGCAAGAGAAGCCCACACCAGCCCUGAAGCGAAGCGAGCUAUUUGCAACGCCCCUGGAGUGCCAGAUUCACGUUGGGAGGAAACUAGCUACGGGCCAGCAGGCGGAAUUAUAAGCGUCAUGUCCGAGAUGGGGGAGCCGAUUCACAAACUGGCAACACGAGGAGUGAUGUUAUGGGCGGAACUGGACCGGAACGUCUUUAGCUUGCCCCGUGAAAAGCAAAAAGAGGAGUUACUCGUUCGUAAAGACUAUUACAUCCAGCGGCUCAACAAUGACUUCCAGAAAGUGUGGUUUGGCUCCAGUUCUGACGGCAAGGCGGUUGACUUGACCGAGAUGACUUAUGCAGAAGUUGUUCGACGUCUGGUUGACCUUUUAUAUUUGAGACGGUCACGUGAGUGGAUUCACGGUGACUUUAGGUUUCUCGUAUUUGAUUGGAUACGUCGACUGGAGGAGCGACUACACCGGAGCAACACUUGCAACGGCUAUAAAAGCACGCAUGAUGAUGACGGCAGAGCAGUUCUUCAUGACGUUAAGCAACUGGAUCAACCUCACCAACUUAUUGAGGAGCUAUUGAUCAAAUAUCCACACGCUGUGACGGAUGUUAUCACCGCCGCCGACGCCGACUAUGUGAUUGAGCUGUCGAAACGUCGGGGACGGAAGCCCGUUCCCUAUAUUGUACAACUGGACGAAGAUUUUGAAUACUGGUUUAAAAAGGAUUCACUAUGGCAAUCUGAGCGUCUUGAGGCCGUUCAAGGCCAGGAUGCUGGACGCAUAUGCAUUCUCCAUGGCCCUGUGGCUGCUCGGCAUACUCGCCAAGUGGAUGAACCUGUGAGCAGCAUCUUGGAUGGCAUUCAUGAUACUUUUAUCACAAAGGCUCGUACGAACGAGACUAUUUUUGAUUUUACUCCUUCUCAAUCACCAUCUAACCUGGCAGAAGGUAUUCAGAAGGUGCCCUUGUUACCACGUGGAGUUACUGUCGACGUAUCGGAGAAUGGAAAAUUGGUGAGAUACUCGCUGGCAAGUACUGAAUCCGAACUACCUUGCCAUGAUGAUUGGAUAAAGUUCCUAGCUGGUACAACACAUGUAGCAUGGUGCGUCUCAAUAUUGACAGAACCAGACAUCGUCCGAAACGGCAUCCUGGUGAACAAUCCAAUAAGAAGGGUCUUCGCCCCUAAACCUGGCCGCGUCGUCGAGCUUCAUAACCCAUCGUCCCCUGAACAAUGUAUAAUGAUGAUUAAAGAAAUUGGGAACAUACAAAAUACCUCGAAGGAAUGUUCAAGCACUACAAUAGCUUCCGCUUCCAUGCAAAAGCGGCUGGAGGGGGGGAUCAUCCUAUCCCUUUCUAACCAUUUAAUGAGAGAUAGAUCUACGCCGGGUCUGGACUUCGAAUUCAAAUAUCAACCAAGAUCCAGAUCCCCUAGGAUAAUUGAAUGUACCCACGAUCACAUUGUGGAAUCAAGACGCUUCUACCAAUCCAUUUGGAUUGGAGAACAAGUGACAACUGCAACACCUGGCACGGUAUUCCACGGUGAAGACGCUAUUAUAAACCGAGAUACAAUUGUUCUGUUUGCUAAGAGUAUCUGCAAUUAUAACCAAUACUAUAUAUCCCCAUCGAAAGCCCUCUUACACGCGCCGCUCGACUUGGCAAUAGCAAUUGCAUGGAAACCAAUGAUGAGAUGCUUAUUUUCCACGUCCAAUCCUGGAAACAUGCUUAACUUAUUACAUCUCACUAAUGAGUUUCGUCUACACGAAGGAGUUAAACCCAUCCGUGAAGGAGAUUCUGUCUCGUCGAAAUGCAGGCUCACUGCGGUCAAAAUAAAGAAAGGGUCAGGAAAAAUUAUUGGAGUUGAAGCGACAAUUCUUCGGAAUGGUGCUCCAGUUGUCCACCUGAAAAGCGAAUUUAUCAUCCCUGGAGUAUACACGGAUUAUUCGUCAACAUUUGAGAUAAUUGAGGAAAAAUUCCUGGUACAAAUAGCUUCAAUGAAAGACAUUGAACUAUUAAAGGCAAGACAAUGGUUUCGGUUAAAUGAGAAUACGGAUCUCACCCACUAUCUCAAUCAAAAAAUUGAGUUUCACAUCACUAGUCGGUACUUUUUUAAGGAUUCAGAAACCUAUUCCCAUCUCGAAGUUGAAGGUCAAGCCGUCCAUCAACACGCUCCAAGUCAUACCACAAUCCUUGGAUCUGUGUACUUUUCUUCUGAAUCCUACAAGAAAAACCCAGUAACGGAUUAUUUACAUCGUCGUGGAUCAAGCAUAAAAGAUACGCAUAAUAGCUUGAAACACUCCUGUCAGCUCGCACAAGGUGUUGAAGUGAUUAUCCCUAGCUGGGGUAUUGAUUAUGCCCAAGCUUCUGGAGAUUGCAAUCCAAUCCAUGUGUCUGAACUUUUUGCUUUAUACUCUGGAUAUCACAGUCGCGUGACUCAUGGUAUGUUCACCAGUGGAUUUGUCCGGGGCUUUGUUGAAUCACAUGUCGCGCACAAUGAUGUAUCUCGAAUGCGCUCCUGGUCUUGCAUUUUUGAGGGGAAAGUUUUUGAGGGAGAUAGACUGUCGGUUUCAAUAGAGCAUAUUGGCAUGUGUCGGGGACAGUUGGUGAUAUCCGUGAAGGCAGAAAAUGCAGUCACUGGCAUGAAAGUUCUAUCUGCUCGGGCCAAAAUUGAACAGCCCACGACUGCUUAUGUAUUUACUGGCCAAGGGAGUCAGCAACCGGGAAUGGGGUUGGAGCUCUACAAAACAAGUCUUGCUGCCCAAGCUGUCUGGACCACAGCCGAUCGGUAUUUUAUCAACCAAUAUGGUUUUUCGAUGCUCGAUAUCGUUCGUGAGAAUCCUAAGCACUUAACUAUUCAUUUUGGAGGUGCAAGGGGCCGCAAAAUACGCGAUAACUAUAUGGCUCUCAUACUUGACAGCAAAGGUAAAAAUGGGGUACCCACUCAAAAGCCACUGUUCCCGACCAUCACAAGCUGUUCUAGGUCCUACACAUUUCGCUCUACCAGUGGUCUCUUACAUGAAACCCAAUUCACUCAACCAGCUCUAGCUUUGAUGGAGAUUGCACGGUUCGAAGACAUGCGUAGUAGGGGGGUUGUCAAGGAAGAGUCUUUAUUUGCUGGCCACUCCCUUGGUGAAUACGUGGCAUUAGUUGCGGUAGGAAAGAUUCUCACCAUUGAGCAGAUGGUUGCACUCGUGUUCUACCGCGGAUUAACGAUGUCCAACGCCGUUAAGCGUGACUCCAACGGUGCAACAAAUUACUCCAUGUGUGCAGUUAAUCCAACCCGAGUCUCGAAGACAUUUUCUGAGGUUGAUCUGAACUGGUGUGUGCAAGAGAUUUCUCGACAUACGCAAGGGUUACUAGAGAUUGUUAAUUACAAUGUCAUAAAUAUGCAGUACGUUUGUGCUGGUGAUCUGCAAGGACUUGCAACUCUUACAGCGGUAAUGGAUGCUCUAGCGUCUGGAAGCCUAAAUAUGUCUGAGUUGCAGGAUGUGCACGCCUUUAUACGGAAACAUCUUAGUAUUUUAGAGCAGACACAAAGGCCGAUUGCUCUCCAACGGGGUCUAGCAACUAUCCCACUGGCAGUAAAUGUGCCGUUUCAUAGCAGUCUGUUGCAACCUGGAGUGGACUCCUUUCGACAUUUCUUACAAAAGCAUAUCAAUGAUUCUACGAUUGAUCCAGGACUCUUGGUUGGAAAAUACAUCCCAAAUCUCACUGCGAGGCCCUUCGAACUUUCACUGGAUUACAUCAGAGAUGCUUUCGAAAUUACAAAGAGUCCAGUACUUGAAAAGGUCAUGCUUGGUGUAAGUAUGGUAUGA